Capsicum annuum is the source of this 879-nucleotide messenger RNA. RefSeq names its product loganic acid O-methyltransferase-like. NCBI's taxonomy places the organism in Eukaryota, Viridiplantae, Streptophyta, Magnoliopsida, Solanales, Solanaceae. The record is from RefSeq and is a predicted model, not a curated record. Gene Ontology annotation, molecular function: S-adenosylmethionine-dependent methyltransferase activity. Bases 19 to 879 code for a protein of 286 amino acids. The transcript has 3 exons. Gene Ontology annotation, biological process: methylation.
UUAGAUAGUGCAAAAGACAUGUUGAGAGAUGCAAUUAUUCAAAACCUUGACAUCAAAAUCAUGUUUUCUUCUUCAAAUAUAUUACAUAUUGCAGAUUUAGAAUGUUCAAUUGGACCAAACACUUUCAUUGCAAUGCAACUUGUUGUACAAGUUCUUAAGGAAAAAUACCACAAUAACAACAUUCUUGAAUUCCAAAUAUUUUUCAAUGAUCAUGUCACUAAUGUUUUCAACACCCUCUUUCAAUCACUACCCAUCGAUCGAUCCUACUAUGCAUACGGAGUUCCAGGACCAUUCCAUGAUAGAUUAUUUCCAUCGCGAUCGAUACAUUGUGCACAUUGUUCUACUGCAACAUAUUUUAAGAAUAAGUGUCCAGAAGAGUUGUUAGAUGAGAAAUCCCCAGCAUGGAAUAAAGGAUUGAUUCAAUAUGAAGUGUUGAAUGCAUAUGUUGCUCAAUUUGAAAAAGACAUGGAAAUGUUCUUAGAUGCAAGAGCUGAGGAGAUUGUUGAAGGUGGAAUGAUGGUGCUAAUUUCACCACAAUCAAUUGAACGUCUAGUGAGAUUUUUUGGUUCUAGUCUUAUAGAUUUGGUGAAUGAGGGAAAAUUAGAUGAAUCUCUAGUUGACUCAUUUAAUGUGCCAGCAUAUUCUCCCUCUCCUCAAGACAUGACUAAAGCGGUGGAGAAAAAUGAUUGUUUUAGCAUCGAGAGAAUAGAGUUAACGUAUCCCAAAUCAAAGCGUGUGGAUGAGGCUAAUGCAAAGGCUUUACUAAUAAGUUUAAGGGUUGCUUUAGAAGGAGUUUUCAUUAAUCAUUUUGGAAGUGAAAUAACAGAAGAAGCUUUUAAAGGACUAUUCUCAAAAGCGAUGAAAUUUCAACAUGGAUGA